This is a messenger RNA of Lasiodiplodia theobromae, 3834 nucleotides long. RefSeq lists its product as uncharacterized. NCBI's taxonomy places the organism in Eukaryota, Fungi, Ascomycota, Dothideomycetes, Botryosphaeriales, Botryosphaeriaceae. The coding region runs from base 1 to 3834 and encodes 1277 amino acids. The transcript has a single exon. The record is from RefSeq and is a predicted model, not a curated record.
AUGAUGUCUUCUAAGACACAUGAUCCUUCUCGGGGACCAGUUGCACUGGUCAACUCUCCCCAGCACCAAUGGCACAUAUCGUUGAAGACAUUCCUCGUCGGUCUUGGUGCCUUGGUCGCUACCUUUUUCCUUCUGGCUGGUUCAAGGAUUAUCCACAAGCCAAAAGGUCGAUUCGAUCUCAUCAUCGAGGAGAUCGCCCCCUCUGUCACCCGAGCGGACCUGAAGGAGGCUACCGAUGCCGUCAAUGAAAUUCUCAACCAACUCAUGGCCGAGCUUAAGGCUCACCCUUCCGGAAUGUCGACAUAUCCGUUAAGGAGACCGAAAGAGGAGUGUAGGCCGGCGAAGAGACAGUUAAUCCCCGAUCUCUUUGCUGGUCUUUUUGGUGGCGAUAACAAAGAGGGCGACGGUGAAGGAAACGCAACCGACGGAGCAGUAACAGGGACCAAUGAUGACAGCAGUAGCGGGAGCAGCCUUCUCAGCGGACUUUUUGGAAGCGGACAAGGAGAAGAUGGCGGUACUAUUUCUACACUGGCUAAGCCUCUUGUCAACGCGCUGGGGAACAUGGUUGCCGAAGGAGUGUCGGGAAACGGGCCUCUUGGAGGUAUCCUGGGCGGCAUCACGACUGCUCUUGCUUCAGGUGCCAACGCUCUCGGGGCCGGUGUGGGUGAGGGUGCUAUCAAAGGCCUCAAGCUCGAGAACAUGACGAAGAUUCAAACAGUGAGCAAUGCUCAAAGUUCUGGGAUAUCAAGUAUCGCUAAGAACUUGGGUGAAGGGGCAUCGGAAGCCAUCUUCUCCAGCCUUGAUCUCGACAAAUUGACACCAUCGUCAGAAACGCUUGCGCUGGCGGCGAGUGCUCUAGGAAGCGGUCUUGGAAACGGCAGCGCAUCUGGCCUCAAGCUCACGCAGAACAUCUCUGGCCCUGACUCCACCCAGACAGGCAUUGCUGGAUUGGCGGGCAAUCUCGGGUUCGGCUUGACCGACGGACUCUUCAGUAACAUCGAUACCGCAUCAUUCAUGGAUAGCUCAGCGAAUCAGGGGUUCAUGGAGACUUUGGCGCAGAUUCCUGGUCCGGCAGGAAGAGGGCUCGGCAAAGGCGCUGCGAUUGGCCUGAAGCUUGUAAAUUCCAGCUCCGACUCGACAGAUUCUAGCAACGACACUUUCGAUGUUGCCACGGCCAGCGAGUCCUUCACACGCGAGCUAGCCUCCUCAUUUCUAGGCAAUACCAACCUCCAGCAAGUCGAUCAGCAGCAGCUCCUUGAAACUCUUGCACAGGUAGCCCCGGCUAUUGGUCAAGGUCUCGGUAGAGGUGCAGCUGCAGGCUUGAAGCAAUGCUGUGCUUCUGCCGCAUCGUCUUCUUCCUCUCCAGCGUCGUCUACAGCUCCUGCCGACGGAUCCGGCACCAAACGCCAGGUUGACUCACCACCAUCAGCAUCUGGAUCAUUGGAUCUCCAAGGAAUUGCCGGGAAUUUCUCCCAGAAUCUCGCCCAAAGCUUCAUCGGGAAUGUUGAUGUAUCACAACUUAGCGGGGCUGAAGCCCAGAAGCAACUUCUCGAGACUCUCAGUCAAGCUGCGCCGUUCGCUGGUUCUGGGCUCGGCCAGGGUGCCGCGGAGGGCCUUGGUCUUACUGGCAGCACAUCUGCAGACAGAAAGAGAACCACAAAAAGACAAGAUUCGGGACAGAACAAUGACGAUUCGAGUAUCGAUGAUAUCGCUCAAGGCUUCACACGCUCGCUUUCAUCCUCUUUCUUUUCCAAUGCAAAUUUCAGCGCCCUUGUGUCGAAGGCAGUUGGUCAAGGCUCUGACAUGAUCGGAUCAGCCGUGCAAGGAUUGGCCCAAGGUCUUGGAAGUGGGGCUGCUACUGGACUCGGUCUGCAGAAAGAUGUACAUGAGCCUAUUGACAGCCAGGAUAUUGGGUCGGUCCUCAAGGGGUUCAGUCGCUCUCUGACAACGAGCUUCCUCGCCAACGGCACACUACAAAAUAUCCAGGACAAGGUUGGCAGCUUUGACUCUUUUCCUGUCAUCCCCGCGGUCCAGGGCCUUGCGAAGGGCUUCGGUAACGGUGCCGCUUCCGCAUUGGGUCUGCAGGAAGCUGCUGUCUUAGACCCCAGCGCAACUGAUAUCCCCACCGUUGCCCAGGGGUUCUCGGAGUCGCUUACCCAGAGUUUCCUAUCCAACGGCACUACACAGAGGCUCACUUCUCUGCUUGGAGAUCAGGGCUCGACAAUGCUUGGGUCCAUUGCUGAAGGCCUUGGAAAGGGUUUCGGUAGCGGAGCGGCAGAGUCUCUUGGCCUCCAGUCUGCCGCUGCUGAAUCAAACGCUUCCGACGCUCCCGCAAUAGCGCAAGGGUUCAGUAGAGCUCUGACUACCAGCUUUCUCGCCAAUGGUACGCUCGACAAGAUUACACAGCAAGCCAUGGACGUUGGAGGCGGACUGACCGACAACAUCGACUUCUCUAAAGUCGCCGAAGGUCUUGGUAUCGGGCUCAUAGAUGGCGGGAGCAUGGUCAUCUUCAUGCAGACGGGCGUGGGUGAUGCCAGCCUGGCUGAAGACUCGCAAAAGUUCAACGAUACCGUCGGUGGCGCUGCCACUGGCUUCGGGCGCGGCCUAUCCAGCGAAGCUGUCAAAGCCAUCUUCAUAGCCCUCGGGAACGAGGAUGUAGCCAGCAACCUCGCCGGCACACUCGGCGCUGGCACCGACCUCGUCAAUACCCCCCCUUCCGCCGCCUCUCCCUCAGCCGCUAGUCCAACGACGAGCAAACGCUCCAUCUCCAUAUCCUCCAGAGCCGCCAAGCGCCAAGCGCAGCAGCAGCAGCUCAACACCACCACCAUCGCCACCGCCCUCGCCCAGACCCUCAACCUCACCACCGUCAACGCCCUCCUCCAAGACGGCGCCAACGCCCUCGGCUGCACCGGCGUCGGCGGCCUCAUCCAAGUCGGCCUGGGGCUGCAGCAAAACCUCCUCGACGGCCGCACCCCAAACCUUACUCCCCAACCCUCCCUCCUCUCCAACCUCCCCAACCAAACGAUAAACAUCACCUCCCCCUCCUCCGACCACCUCUUCCAACUCACCCUCCCCACCCUCUCCCUCACCAUCAACGGCCUGCCCCUCGUCAAGCUCGCCGCCCUCCUCGCCGCCCACGUCUUCGCCGUCGCCCUCGCCUUCUACCUGCUGCUCCCCGCCGCCCUCGCCCUCGACGCCGCGCGCGGCCUCGCCGUCUUACUUCAUCGCCCGGACCGCCUGCGUUUUGCCGACAAGACGGUGACGGUCCUGCAGACGCUCGUCGUGCCCGCGUUCGCGGCCGCGGGGGCGGCGCUGGGCGCCGUCGCGGUGGGCAGUGCGGCGCAUGGGCGGACGCCGCAUCAGGUUGUGGGGUGGGUGACGGUGGGGGCGGCGGCGGUGGCGGGGGGACUGCACUACGCGGCUAGCAGGAUGGCUGAGGACGGGGGCAGCGGCGAGGGUGAGGGGGAGGAGGGGCAGCAGGAAGAGAAGGAGAGGGAGAAGAAGAGGCGGCUAGUCAGCCGCGCGAGCGCGGUCGCGGCGCAGCUGGUGCUCGCGCUGGCGCAGGUCGAGCUCGUGCUCGGGUUCCAGGAUCUGAAUGAGAUUAGCUUCUGCGCGACGCAGGGGGUGCCGCUGCCGUUGGCGGUGGCGGCCGGGGCGGUGUUGACGGGGGUGGUGUUUGUGAGUGUUGGGGCGGUGGGGUUGAGGGUUGUGGUGGGGAGGUGGGAGAGGGGGAGGGGGAGGAUGAGGAGAGAGGGUGCGACGGAGGGGGAGGAGGGAAGAGAGGAGAAGACGGAGGAGGAGCGGCCGCCGCUUGUGUCGAGAUUUAGUAAUUGA